Molecule: messenger RNA, 2663 nt
Organism: Clunio marinus
Lineage: Eukaryota; Metazoa; Arthropoda; Insecta; Diptera; Chironomidae
Source: the annotation of a GenBank genome assembly
AUGGAUAUCAAUGAGUAUCGUAAACGAGGAAAGGAGAUGGUCGACUACAUCGCUGAUUAUUUGCAGAACAUACGCGACCGUCGUGUGUUUCCCAAUGUUCAGCCUGGCUACAUGCGAAAUUUACUACCCGAAUCGGCUCCCACCGAGGGAGAAGAAUGGAAAGUAAUUUUCAACGACAUAGAGCGUGUGAUAAUGCCGGGAAUAACUCACUGGCAAAGUCCACAUAUGCAUGCUUACUUUCCUGCAUUAAACUCAUUUCCAUCCUUGUUGGGAGACAUGCUGGCUGAUGCUAUAAAUUGUCUUGGAUUUACAUGGGCUUCAUCGCCAGCUUGUACAGAAUUGGAAACAAUAACAAUGAAUUGGCUUGGCAAAAUGAUUGAUCUGCCAGAUGCAUUUUUACAUACAAAAAAUGGAAAAGGCGGUGGUGCAAUUCAAACAACAGCGAGUGAAGCGACUUUGGUUUGUCUUUUAGCUGGAAGAACGAAGGCAAUCAAAAAAUUUCAUGAACAUACAAAAGGUUAUCAGGACGCUGAAAUUAACGCUCGUCUAGUUGCUUAUUGUUCUGAUCAAGCUCAUUCAAGUGUUGAAAAGGCAGCCUUGAUAGGUUUAGUAAGAAUGAGAUUCAUUGAAGCUGAUGAAAAUUUGAGUUUGAGGGGAAAAAGUCUUAGAGAUGCCAUCGAAGAAGAUAUCAAAAAUGGGCUGAUUCCAUUUUGGGUGUGUGCAACUCUUGGAACAACUGGAUCUUGUUCCUUUGAUUGUCUCGAUGAAAUUGGAGAUGUUUGCUUAGCCUUUGAUUUAUGGCUCCAUAUCGACUGUGCUUAUGCAGGGAGUGCUUUCAUUUGUCCUGAAAAUCGAAUCUGGAUGAAAGGAAUUGAAAAAGCAAAUUCGUUGGCGUUCAAUCCAUCAAAGUGGCUAAUGGUUCAUUUCGAUUGUACAGCUAUGUGGGUCACAAACAGUGCUGCGUUGCAUCGAACAUUUAAUGUCGAACCACUUUAUCUACAACAUGAGAAUUCUGGAUUGGCUAUCGAUUAUAUGCAUUGGCAAAUUCCAUUAAGCAAACGAUUUCGCUCUUUGAAACUUUGGUUUGUGAUAAGAAAUUAUGGUGUGAAAGGCUUGCAAAAGCACAUAAGGGAAGGUGUAAGAUUAGCACAAAAAUUUGAAGCUCUCGUGUUAGCUGAUCACCGUUUUGAAAUCCCAGCAGCUCGACAUUUAGGCAUGGUCGUGUUUCGGUUAAAAGGUGAAAAUGAGCUAACUGAAAAACUUUUGAAACGAUUGAAUCAUCGAGGGAAUCUUCACGCUGUUCCAGCAUCUUUAAAAGGCAAAUACGUUAUUCGAUUCACAGUUACCUCAGCCGGAACGACAAAUGAUGACAUAAUUAAGGAUUGGAAUGAAAUUCGACUUGUGGCGACUGAAAUUCUCGAUGAAAGUAAUGUCAAGAUAGAUAAGCGUGUGGCUCUUAAAGAUACUCGUGAGAAGAAUGAAGCUUUUGGAUCAUCUCUUCUACUUGCUAACAGUCCGAUGUCACCGAAGGUUGUUAACGGUAGUUUUGCUGCUAUCAUUGACGCUGAUGAAUUUCUUGCAAAAGCUUACGCUGGAAUUAGAAUUGCGAAUCAAGAUUCUCCUGCAAUGAGAAGACGAGUACGUGGUAUUCUAAUGUCAGGUCGUCAGUUUUCACUUGAUUCUCGAAUGGAUCUUGCAAUUCAAGGAAUUGAACCUUCGAAAAUGAACAAUGGAAAAGCUGAAGUGGCUAUUGAAGAGACUGAUGAGCAGAAUUGGGAAGAUCAUGAACGCGACAUAACUCCAUCAUCGUUCAGAAAAGUAAGAUCCUGCAGUCUGGACGCCGGUGUGACUCAUCUUAAUAUUUCACCAACUUUGAAAAAAGAAAAACAUCAACUAACCGAACCGUUCUCAAAGUUAUCUAAAACCAACUCUUCCAGUUCAUCUUUUAAAUCUAACUUGAAUAAAAUUGACGAAAAUAAAUCCACUGAUGAUGCAUUAGCAUUUGCAAGAAAACGAUGCCCCGACGUUUACUCAAAUAAUUUACAUGAAAAACGACAAUCUGAUCCAAGUUCAGCCAAUUCAAUCAAAUUCUCGUUUUACAACAAAUUGUUUGAUAUGAAUGAAAGUAAGCAACGAUUGUCACCGCCAUGCAAAGAUUUUAAAAAAUUUUCAUUGCCACUUUCAAUGACAUGUUUGAAUGAUUUGUCACUUCCAUGCUUGACUUCGCCAACUUCUGGUCCAUUCAGUGAUGCGACGAGAUGGAGGCAUAAUAGUAAAAUUAAUGGCAAUCAGACAACAAAUCUACACGAUACCUCAAUAAAGCUCAAAAUCAAGGUCGAAGAUGAAAAUCGAUUAGAAAUGAAAAAUCAUUCAUUCAAUUCUUCUGUAGAAGAAUUUAUCGACGAUCAGUGUUUGCACUUUGAAGAAAACUUUAAUAAAUUAGGUGAGUUUGAUACAAAACUUUCUGACACCGCAUAUGACGAAAACUUUUCGAAAAAGUGGCGAGAGCUUGGAGAGAAAAGUUCUUUACAAAGUCAAUCAAACACUUGUUCGUUUGAUAUGGAAAAUAAAGUUUGUAACAUAUGUGGACAUGACGUUUUAAAGCUUUAAUAUUAAGGAAAACCUUCAUAUCAUAAUUAUUCAGUAUUCCUGAAAUUCUCUCG